CCCCCCCCCCCCCCCCCCCCCCCCCCCCCCCCCCCCCCCCCCCCCCCCCCCCCCCCCCCCCCCCCCCCCCCCCCCCCCCCCCCCCCCCCCCCCCCCCCCCCCCCCCCCCCCCCCCCCCUUAAAUAAAAUAUUUAGCUAAUCAUAUUAAGAUUUCAUAGUUAAAAGUAACAGCAGGAAAGAUAUGCAUAAUCUUAUUUUGUCUUCUACAAAAACGUUUGAAUAAAAUCCAGACUAACAAGAAAAGAAACUCACUAUUUUCAUAAUAAUGCCAUAAUUUUGAAUGCUGGCAUUUAUUGUUUAGCAAGUUGAAUAUAGAUUGUUUAAAAUAAUUUACAGAGAAUUUAGUGAGUAAUAUAAACGAAACAGUUUCAAAUGCUAGCGUUAUUGUUAUAAUCAAACAACCGAUACAACUGACAAUAGCAUAAAUACGUAUAUAUAUAGUCUAACAGUACACUGAACUAUACAGAUGUGUGUGAACAAAGAAUAUUAAAAAUUUAUAGAAUUUUCUUUACGUAGAACAAAAGGUAUAGUAUACACAAUGAAGGGUUUCACUUAUUACAGGACAAAGCCACAAAUAAAUAAAGAACAUAAACAGAUUCUCCUAGAAAAAGCUUUGUACAACUUGAACUUCUUAAUCCGUCGAUCUGUGUAAUAUGCUGAGUUACAAUACAAUAGUACUACAGUUGUCUUUUCCCUGCCUUUGCUAUAAUAAAAGGUAAAAUAGCCUAUCUUAUAGGUUAGAGAAUGCUCUACAAACUUAAUUUGUAAUAGAAUUUUAUUAGCAUUUACCGUUGUCAAAACUCUUGGAACCUUAUCUCUUCGUAUGACCACCCAGAGCACACUGGGCAACCACGUGGAUAUUUGGUAAAAUUUUGAAAGUAUACUUUUUCAAGAUUUGACGACCGCCUAAUAUAUUGUGAAAUAAAGGCUAUAUAACCACAUAAUUCUUUUUAUUCCAGCUCUCGCAAUUAGCCAGAGAAAUUUAGAGCGCAAAACUAGUGGAAAAAUGCGCGUAGUAAGAGAAAAAAUUUUUCAUUAAUUAAAAAAUUCAUAACCCAGUCAAAAUUCAUCCAGGCUACUUCAGAAUAUUAAUAUAUACUCUAUUUAUGUGCAGUACACUGUACAGCUCAUAAAUGUUUUAAAAACUAACAGAAAACACUUUAGUUUUUGGAAAGGUUUCCCAAAAAACUAUCGGAACUAAGAGAGUAUUUUUCAGUGAUCUUAAAUACAGAAUCAAAUAGAGCGGUUAAAAUAGCUUAUAUCUUGAUAUUCCGAUGUAGCUUGGAUGGAUUUUAACUGAGUUAGGAAUCUUUUAAGUUUUGAUGAAAAUAGUCGAAAAUUAUUAUUUCAUCUGGUACAUGUUUUUACUCAAUUCUUGCAUUUUCCUCCGAAGACUAACAUUGCCAUGAGGCCGUGGUCGGUAACCUAUGUCUUCAUGUAUUUCUCAAAGUUCUAGAUUGAGGAAUGAAGAAAUCCCAAGGCAUCGGGAAAAACGUCUGAAGUUCACUAACCAAGCAAAAUGAAACUUUUGCUUACUUCUUAGUUUGUGGAGAACACUUUGGACUAUUCAUCUGUAAAAGAAAAACGAUACAUUACUGUAUUGAUGUUCAGAAAUCUGAGGUGGUUUUCUAAAGAUCUUCUAGAAAUCCGAUCUUCCAAAUACUUCCGAAAGACGAUUUGGUUUAUGGAAGUAUAGCUUAAUGUGUCUUUUAUCGAUUGCUGAAAACCAUACAUCCCUAUCUUUUAUCGUUUCUAAGUUAUUUGAAAAACAACCGAGUGCCUUAUAUUUUGGCGCCGAUAAAAGUUAAAACUGGAAUUUCCACUGACAAGAAUCCAAUGGAAAUUGAAAUUUUAAGCUCCAUUAGUGGAGUUUGAAACUUUAAUUUCAACUGUAACAUAUACAUAAACAUUAAACCAAAAAACUUUUAUAGUCAGUUUCAGAAAAUUUUCUCAUGUUGUAUAUUUUCAGAAAUCAGCCCAAAAAGUGUUAGAUGAACUUCGGGAAAUUGGUUCAGUGGAUGAUGUUAGAAGAGAAUUAUUACAAUAG
Didymodactylos carnosus is the source of this 2047-nucleotide messenger RNA. The record is from the annotation of a GenBank genome assembly. NCBI's taxonomy places the organism in Eukaryota, Metazoa, Rotifera, Eurotatoria, Philodinida, Philodinidae.